Molecule: messenger RNA, 2676 nt
Organism: Arctia plantaginis
Lineage: Eukaryota; Metazoa; Arthropoda; Insecta; Lepidoptera; Erebidae
Source: the annotation of a GenBank genome assembly
AUGAGAUUGGUUGCGGGAGCUACGAUGAACGACCCUUGGGACGUAAAGGCUGUCCGACAGCCUGGCCAGUAUUUGUCCUGUAUGAAAAUUAAUGGUGUACCGCUUCUGCCUCCAGUUUUAUCCAAAGAAUGUCGAAAAGAGAUGCAAUACUACAAAGUCCUUGCCAAAGAAGUAGAGAAACGCAUAGCACAUCUUAAACAGUAUGUUUACGACACUAGCUCAGACUCUGAAGACAAAACUGAUGCUCCUGAGCUUUCGGAAUGUGAACAGAGCUAUGAUCUAGCGGAGGAAGAAAUACAAGCAGGCUUUAAUGUCAAUAUAGGCAGCAUAAAAGCUGUUACCACAGGCACAGAAAUGUCUUCCGAACUAGCCACAAGAAAUGGCAAAGAUGCUACUAAAAGAGGCGAAAAAUUCGGAUCAAAUGCUCCAAAAUUCUUCAUAGACUUGAAUUUGACGAUCAAUGAGGCAGGCUCCAAGAUCCUUGAAACAGUUCAGAAAGCUGAAUCUCCCCCUGCUCUAGAAGUUCCCGAACGAGAUUAUAAUUGUGUCAGUAGAUUUACUCAACAAGUUAUAACUGAAAAAGAAGUAGUCACUACAGUAGAAACAUGCAGAAAUAUUGAAAAGAAGAGUAUAGGGGAUAAUUUUGAUUUUUGUGAUAACAAAGAUGAGUCAUUAUCGGAUCCACUUACAGAAAUACCUUUAAGUCCAGAUGGGCCAUCUUCUCUCAGUUCUAAAAGGUUUACAGGGUCUCUCGACAACUUACACAGUGAAAUCACAAAAGACUCUCUCAAAAAUAAUUCUAAAUUAGUAAGGCAACGAUCAUAUACUUUGCUUUACCCGAGCCCUCAACUUCUCGCUCACCUUGAAACACACUCUCAAAAUACCGGUAUUGAAAUGAGUUCUAUUUCUAUGAGCGAAUCUCUUUCGAAUAUAAGUUCACCCGGUAAGAAGCGCAGAAGCUGGGAUUUAGAAUCUGCCAAGGUAAAAUGGUCAAAUAUGGCCUUGGAGCUUAAACAGAAAAGUGUUGCUCACGUCAUCAGCACUGUGACCAAGAAUACACCGAAGUCAGAAACGAAACAAAAAAUUCCACUGCGUGCGAAGUCCAUUGACCCCGCCGUAGCUAAGCGUAACAAUACAAUCGCAAGAGUUUUGCCUAAAUCGGAACCUAUAGCGAAGAAUAAGACAUUGAUUGUUGCCAAAAAUCAUGUAAACAGCCGUUCGUUAGAUCAACAGGUAUCAUCACCUAAAUCCAAAAUAGAACGAUCUCUGAAAAUGCCAACAACUCCUGUGUCAGAAGUUGCUGAUCCAGCGGCACGUGUUCGAGAACUUUACGAAAAAAUACAGAAACAACAACUAGUACAAAUGGAAAAUUUGGUGGAGAAACAGAAGAAAGAGCAGCUAUUGUUGCAACAAGUGUUCGAGGAGCAGAAUAACAUGCUCUUCAAGCAGUUGAAGACAAUUUGUCCCAAAUCUCCCGUCGAAGCUAAAGAGGCCUGGAGUGACAAACAGUAUGAAGAAGACCGGGGUCCUGUCAGCUUAAGUCAACUUAUGAACUACAAGUCUGCAACUCUGACUGACACAAACCAAUAUUUAAAUCAUUGUGAAGAUGUUCUAAAGAAAAGCAAAAACAUAACCGGAAAUCUCAAGAAGGUCCUUGCCACGGCUCACAGUACGAAUGCGAGUAAGAUACAGUCACCGACGAAGCAGUUGGAAGGUAGUAGAACUCGUACUCAUUCUCCUGUGAGGAAUCCGACGUCCCGCAGACUGAACUAUGAUACUUCAGCGUCGUCCGACCGCGACUACGAAGCCAUGUUGACCGAUCGAACGAACGACACGAUGGCCGACCUGAACGUAACGUUCCCAUCAGAUAAUAGCGAUGAAGGCAAUAAUAAUAACAAUCUUUUAAGCCACUUAUGUAGUAAAGUCACCAAAUCCAGUAACGGAAGUUCAGUUCAUACAAACUCUGUUGUACAUUCAAGAGUUACAGAGAAAACUAUCAAAAAUGUGGGACGCUCUGUGAAUAGUUCGAUGCAGAACUCUUCGGCUCGAACGUCAAAGAUAGCGAGUUAUAAACACGUACCGAACCCCCGAGAGCGUGAGGCUGCCACAAAGAUAGUAGCGCACGCGAAGGGCUACUUGGUACGACGUCUGAUGCGCACGGAGAGGGUCCAGGGCAUCGUGCAAACGAUCAAGGAUGCCCUGCUCUGCGCUCUGCAGCUGCAUCAGGAUCGAGAGGGAAUUAGAGGAGCUGACGUCGACCUGCAUAGGCGGUUGAUCCAACAGAUCACGGCCGCUUGCUACUCCCUACAUGAUACGUUUGUGGCGAGCACUGCAGCGGAGCGAUGCGCCAUGAUCGCCGCUGACAGAGGCAGGAGAAAUUCUCUCGCUGCCAGGCAACCAAUUUCCUUCCGACAAACGGACAUUAUGACCCAAAGUCACAGCGGGUCAUUUCCUGCGCGCACCAAGCGACAGCCAUCUUUGCUGAUGACGCAGUCUAACUAUGAUCUCGCCGGUAAGUCGGCGCUACGUGGCGAGCCCGCGGCGCCGCCCGUGGCGCUGACCCUCGCCGCCGCCCGCGUGCUUCCCGCGGUUCUUUGCCCACUGCUGGGCAACGCGCAACGACAUUGGAUUGUGAAACUUUUCAAGGCGUAUUGGUUAAAAGUUGCUCCGAAUUGA